AUGGUCCUUACAUCUCUUGAGCUCUGGCAAAGUCUUGGGCACACCCAAUUAGAAAGUGAAAAAUUAAUUGUGCAAAUGCAACUGUUUGAGUCACAAUUACUAUCAUUUGAUUUUCCUUAUGUUUUGGACAUAUACACUCCAAAAAUUUGGAGGGAAUUAACAGAAGCUAAUCUUCAAGAUGCAUGUUAUAUAUCUUCAAUUGGUAAUAUUAUGAGUUAUGAGAAGGAACAAAUAAGCAUUGAUAAUAAGACUUCAGAUAUAUCUAAUAAAUUUACAACCUUAUUAAUUAAUGAAAUUAUUAACUUAGAAAUUGAAGAAAAUUCGGAAUUUCCUAUAGCAGAAACAGCCCAAGUUGUUUUAUCUGAGAAUUUUGAUUAUGAUUCUUCUGAUGUAUUAAAUAGUUUUUUAGAACAUAAAAAGCAAAAUAGAUAA
Cetraspora pellucida is the source of this 432-nucleotide messenger RNA. Lineage: Eukaryota; Fungi; Glomeromycota; Glomeromycetes; Diversisporales; Gigasporaceae. The record is from the annotation of a GenBank genome assembly.